AUGUCGGCAUCCAACUCUGCGGCCUGGCUUCUAGAAGCGGGCGGAAACUUUGUUGUCAAAGAGGCCCCAUUGCAUAGCCCCGGUCCUGAUGAAGUUCUAAUUAAGAACAAAGCUGUCGCGGUCAACCCCAUGGACUGGAAGAUCCAGGCCUAUGGACCGCAUCUUCCUUUUCCCAAACAAUAUCCUUUCGUGCAUCCUCGGCGCGACAUAGCCGGAGAAAUCUACGAAGUGGGCCAAGAGGUAACCACCUUCAAAAAGGGAGACCGAGUAAUGGGAGGAGCCAACUGGUUCCUUACCAAUGAAAUCAGGGACUCCGGAUUCCAAAACUACACGAUCUGUAAAGCAACCCUCGUGGCCCCACUUCCGGACACCAUGUCCUUCGAAAGCGGGAGCGUCCUCCCUCUAGCCCUAUCCACGGCAGCAAUGGGCCUCUACCCAGCUGGUCGGCUUGAACUCCCCUUACCCCAUACCCUUGAACCAAAACCAAUCAACAAGGUUAUCCUCGUCUGGGGUGGCUCAUCGAGCACCGGCAGCGCAGCAAUCCAACUGGCAGUAGCAUCGGGGGCAACGGUCAUCGCCACCGCGUCUGCAAAGAACCAUUCCUUCGCGCAGAGUCUCGGUGCCGCUAAGGUGCUGGAUUACCACAAGGAUAGCAUCAUCAAAGACCUAGUCAAGGCUAUUCAGGAUACUCCCGGGGAAUUUGCGGGUGCCCUGGAUGCUAUUGCGGAGGAGGAGACGGUAAGGAGCUGUGCGGAUGUGGUUAAGGGACUUGGUGGUGGACGUGUGGUCACGAACUUGCCUAUGCCGGUUAAGGAUAUACCUGAUGCAGUAGAGGUCGUUGGUGUUGUUGAUGUCGCGAAUAUCUCUGAUUUUAAGAGGAUCUCGGAGGGUAUCUGGGGUAAGUUUGUCCCUGAGGGACUGAGGAAUGGGACGUUGAAGCCAGUCCCUGAGCCCUUGGUGGUUGGGGAGGGCUUGGAGAAGAUCCCUGAGGGUGUCUCUUUGUCUCAGCAGGGCAUCUCGGCGAAGAAGAUCGUUGUGACCUUGUAA
Aspergillus bombycis is the source of this 1047-nucleotide messenger RNA. RefSeq names its product zinc-binding alcohol dehydrogenase family protein. The transcript has 5 exons. NCBI's taxonomy places the organism in Eukaryota, Fungi, Ascomycota, Eurotiomycetes, Eurotiales, Aspergillaceae. Gene Ontology annotation, molecular function: oxidoreductase activity, acting on NAD(P)H. Bases 1 to 1047 code for a protein of 348 amino acids. The record is from RefSeq and is a predicted model, not a curated record.